Messenger RNA from Clunio marinus, 1776 nucleotides. The record is from the annotation of a GenBank genome assembly. Lineage: Eukaryota; Metazoa; Arthropoda; Insecta; Diptera; Chironomidae.
AUGCUUACGUCGCAAUAUACAAAAACGUCAAGUGGGUCUUUGGUGGUGUCGAAUACAUUCCCUUCACUUCUCUCAAACCCAAAGCGAAUGGAUAUCACGAGUAUCCUUCAACUUGUCACAAAGUAUCGUACAGAAAGCUGUUGCGCCAGCUUAAUAUCAUGUUUGUUAGUUAAUUGUCGUGCAGAUUUGCAAUACGAGGAUAACGAAUCUGAUACAUCAAGCCUUCAAAUAUUUCAUGCGUUAACGAGAGAAAUGAGUCAAUCGGAAGAAUUCAUACAGCAUCAAAUCAUGAAUGAAACAAAAGAAAUAAAAAGUCAUUCGAAUGUUAAAAAGCCAGUAACAGUCGAUGCGACUCAUAUCGAUGAUUCAACGAUAGAUUUUUUCGACAAAUUGACCAACGAAGGAAAUGAAAGGAAUGUCAAAAACAAAUUUAUUCGAAGCAUUUCAGAGGGAAAUGAUGAGAACGAAUUGUUGGGUGAGUUAAUUCGUGCGGAAGAAAUUUUCAUUGCCCACAUCAUCGCUAAAUGUUUGAAAUUUUGUCCGAGCGCUUUCGAUGGCGAAAUCACGAAAAGCGAAGUCAUGAUGUUGAUAGAAAAGGCUUCACGAUUUUUAUGGACGCAUGUAUCGAGUACACUUGAACAUUUUGUGCUUUGGUGGAAUGCAGCGCCGCUUGCAUGUCGUCCAAUUGGAUGUACAAAAUAUCUUCGUGAAUGGCUAUUGAUGCAGUCUAACGAAGCACCAGAACCGAUACUUUCAACACUCAAAAGUUUAGGCGAAAUUCUCACAAUUCAUGUUAUUGGGUGCUUGUGGGAUAAACAGUUCCGCAACUGCUUAGUUUUUUCACAGGGAAAGCCUGAUCAAAAGUUCAACCGCAAUUCGGAAUUUUAUUCGCCGCCUGAAGAGAAAGGAACAACUUGUGGAUAUUUCUGGAAUGAACUUUUACAGUCUCUUGUAACCAUAACAAAUUCAUGUGAUCGAGCUGGGACAAUAGCAAACGAGCUACCUUUAACAGAACAAAUUCCUGUGCUUCAUCGUUUGGAUCAUUCGAUUCAUACAAUGCGCUUAUGGACGGUAACUAAAGCAAAAGAACUUUGCUGUGACUGGAACAUGAAAAUCUUUUUUAAAGUUGUGAACUACGAUAUGGAAAGGUGUUUGGAGCAUCUCAAUGACUUGCGAUUGCCAGCUUUGGUUUGCACAAAUCCGCUACUUGAAGUUCAUAUUAAUGUGAAUGUAGCGUUACGGGAAAAGCUUGUUUCGGAAGUGAAGACAAAUCGAGAUAAGGCUAAGAAGACAACUUGUGAAUGCAUUAACAAUAUUUUUGCCCACAUUUGCGAUCAGACAUCGCUCGCAACACUUAAAAUCUAUUUUCCACCAGUGAAAAUAUGGCGUGUGAAUCAUUUGAAGACAACACACAAUCAAUACAUUGAAGUAUAUUUGGAUUUAAUUUAUCUUCCCAUCAUUGAAGCUACGGAGGAUUUGGAAAUAUUAAGUUUAGCUUUGAAAAUUAUCUGCGAAGCUCUGCUUGAACAUAUUUAUGCAAAGCGAAUUAAAUUUUCAAUCUGUGGAGCGAUUAAUCUAAUGAAAGACUUUGAAGGUAUUGCCAAUUGGAUUGAAUCUUGCAAGGAACUUCCGUUGAAUUAUCGCGACAAAUUAUCACGCCAUGAAGUUCUAAAAGUUUGUGAAGGCGUGGGAAAGAUUCUACUUCGCCAGCCAGAUGAGAUUAUUUGCCUUGAACCGCCAAAGGCAAAAGGUGAAAAGGGUUCCGCAACAGAUGAU